Molecule: messenger RNA, 195 nt
Organism: Zygotorulaspora mrakii
Lineage: Eukaryota; Fungi; Ascomycota; Saccharomycetes; Saccharomycetales; Saccharomycetaceae
Exons: 1
Coding region: 1-195 (64 amino acids)
Source: RefSeq, a predicted model, not a curated record
AUGGCUAGAGGAAACCAGAGAGACUUGGCAAGGCAGAAGAACUUGAAAAAACAACAGGAUAACGCCAAAAGCCAGAAAAAAGCAGGUGAUCCCAAGAAAAGAAUGGAAUCGGAUGCUGAGAUCCUCAGACAAAAGCAGGCUGCGGCCAAUGCCAGAAAGGAGGCCGAAGCUGCCGGGCCGAAAUCUAAGAAAUAG